UGAAUAAAUGAGACUGUCUCACGCAUAUCUACAUGACGUACAGUGUAAUAAGCUGGCGCAUCAUUAAUCAUUUCUAUGUAUAAAAGUCUCUUCUGAAUUCUCGACUCGAGGAUCGUAUGUGCAUUGCAGCGUUCCGCGCAAAUUACGCUGAAUUUACAUUUCCUAUUGUAUAGGAAUUGAACGACGCGUGUCUCAUGUUCCGAUUAAGUAUGUACCCCAAGUUGGCCGAUUUGGCUGACGGAUCCAGCAACAGUAUGGAUUAUCAUAUCGAGAUAAUUAAUAAGGAUGAUAAAUUGAGAGUGCUGAAAUUCUUAAGAAGGUUCUUCUUCAGAGAUGAGCCGCUGAAUCAGAGCAUUCAAUUGAUUCCGGAAGGUGAAGACAGUACUUGUGCGGAACUAGAGGAAUACUGUUGCAAUGCCUCAUUUGAAAAUAACAUGAGUCUAAUGGCAGUUUCCGCGAGUGGUACAAUCGUUGGAGUUCUGCUCAAUGGCAAAAUGGAUAAUCCUCUAUCAAAUGAAGAACCAGAAUAUAUACGUUCGUGUAAAAACGCGAAAUUUAAGAAAAUAUUGAGAUUACUGCAUCACCUGGAUAAAAGUGUAAACAUGGGUGGACGAUUUCGAGAUUUAAACAUUCUGGAGGUCAGAAUAAUUUCGGUGGACACAAAUUGGAGAGGAAGAGGUGUCGGGACGAUUCUGAUGGGAAAAACAGCGGAAAUGGCAAAGGAACAAGGAUAUCAUUACCUCAGGGCAGACUGUACGUCCGUUUUUUCCGCUAAGAUGUGCGAACGACUUGGUUACGAGCAGAUAUAUAAAAUUAAUUAUAAGGACUACGUGGAUGAGGAUGGAAAACCAAUCUUUUCACCUGUAUCGCCACACGUAGCGGCUGUCUCAUAUGUAAAGAAAUUAUAAAAAUAAAGUUGAAAGAUAUGGAAUUCAAGAGAGUAGUAUACAUUUGGAAUGAACAAAAGUUUGUGUAAAGAAUAAUAAGAAAAUAUAUUAUUAUCUUAUGUCGUUUAUA
This is a messenger RNA of Trachymyrmex septentrionalis, 1017 nucleotides long. RefSeq names its product dopamine N-acetyltransferase-like. The transcript has 4 exons. Gene Ontology annotation, molecular function: N-acetyltransferase activity. NCBI's taxonomy places the organism in Eukaryota, Metazoa, Arthropoda, Insecta, Hymenoptera, Formicidae. The record is from RefSeq and is a predicted model, not a curated record. Bases 195 to 908 code for a protein of 237 amino acids.